GUGGAAUUUGGGAAAUUUCUGCUCCUCUGCUCUCGAAGGUUACCCAAUUCUCUUUUUCUUUUUCCUGUAGUUUUAACUUCUGAGUGUGCAGAGAAGCUGAAUGUUUUGUUGCGGUUUAGUUAGAGAGCUCACUUGAAUCCAUCACAUCGCACAAGAGUGAAGUAUCAAAGUCGCUCCCUUAAAUGGUGGGGCCAGCUAGAUGAAUAAAGGGUAUCAGUACACUAUUACUACUGUAUAAAUAGUAAUACUAGUGCAGUAAAAUCUCAUAUUUUCCCCACUUUCCUUUCCAUAAAAAUAUCAAAAAUAUGUUGGGGUUGUUUCCCGUUCCCGUUUUCCCGAAGAGAAGCAAAAGAAAGCAAGCAAGAAAGAUAGAAAGAGAGAGAGAAGAAAUGAAGAGACAGAUACAGAACAAGAGAUCCUUGAUCGAGAUCAGAGCUCCAGAGAGAAAGAAGAAAUGGAAGAAAACGACAUUGAUGAUGAUUGUGGUGCCGAUAGUAGUACUGUUGUUUCUUUUCACCUUGUUUGGUUCUUGUUAUGGUGACCAAUUUCCCCUCUUUUCUUCUUCUUCUUCUUCUUCUUCUUCUUCUUCUUCUUCUUCUUCUUCUUCUUCUUCUUCUUCUUCUUCUUCUUCUUCUUCUUCUUCUUCUUCUUCUUCUUCUUCUUCUUCUUCUGAUGUUGGAAGCAGAAACAGUCAUUAUUCAUCAAAGAUUUCUUCGUUAUUCAUAAUGGGUGAUUCUUCAGUCAGUUGUGGUGAUGGUGGUCACAAUCCCUUCUACUCUCUUCUCCGUCCAAAUACUUCUUUAUUUCCUUGUGAUGGACCUCAGACACGCCUUUUGCCUGAUCUUCUUGCUGAGAAGAUGGGUUUGCCGAGGAUUCCAGCAUUUCAUGCUGAUAAUGGAACUAUUGAAGGUCUAGAAAAUGGUAUAAACUUUGGGUCAACACAAGCGACAAUCUUGAGCUCAGGCAGGCUAGGCUUCCAGGGAUUGAACCAACAGCUACGCCAGGCAUAUGAGACACUUCAGUUGUUGCAGCUGCAGUUGGGACAGGAGAAAGCUCAAGAAGUUAUAGAGUCAUCCGUGUUCUAUCUUUCUUUGGGCAAAGACGACUACAUUAAUUUCUUACACCCAGAUUCUUCUGGUGCCAGGCACAGAUUCAGCAAAGAAGUGUUCACACAGAUUCUAGUCAACCAGAUGAUCCGGGUUGUCAAGGACCUUUACAAUGCAAAUGUGAAGAAGAUUGUAUGCAUGGGAAUUGGUCCUCUUGGAUGUGCACCUCGCACCUUAUGGGAGUCAUCUCGUGGUAAUGAUAGUCAUCAUCCGAGUCACACAUCAUCAAAUUCUGGUGCUGGCAGUGGUUGGCAAGACUGUAUGGAAGAUGUCAAUGACCUUGUUCUAGAAUACAACGCAUUGUUGUCAGAGCGGCUUCUGGACCUAAAUUUUGAGUUUCCUGAUGCUCAGAUAAUCUUCUGCGACGUGUACCAAGCUAUGAUGGAUAUUAUUUCAUUCCCUAGACGCUAUGGGUUCGAGAAUGUAAAUAGGUCGUGUUGUGGAAGUGGUAGAUAUGGUGGUAUGGUAGGGUGCCAAGCUAUUGAGAUGGCAUGCGACGAGCCAUUGACCCAUGUCUGGUGGGACUUCCACAACCCUACACAAGCUGUGCACUCAUUGCUUGCUGAGUCGGCUUGGAGCAGCAAGCCAUUGGAUAUUUGCAGACCAAUCAGCAUUGAACGACUCUCAGUUCCGUACUCAGUGUAAAAACUACUUCAUUGUACUUUCUACAAGGGCUGAACCAUCGAAAUUUACUAGGCCUCACGUUUCUCUAGUGGUUCAGGGUCCUGAACCUGAGUUACUUUUCUUUUUCAUUUACAUGUUUUUUGUUGGCAAUUGUUGUCCUGUAAAGUUGAUCAAUGUAAAUCCAAAUGUGAUAUAAAAAUCGAAAUUUUGCACGUA
Papaver somniferum (opium poppy) is the source of this 1946-nucleotide messenger RNA. RefSeq names its product GDSL esterase/lipase At1g71250-like. Bases 306 to 1751 code for a protein of 481 amino acids. Lineage: Eukaryota; Viridiplantae; Streptophyta; Magnoliopsida; Ranunculales; Papaveraceae. The transcript is spliced from 5 exons. The record is from RefSeq and is a predicted model, not a curated record. Gene Ontology annotation, molecular function: hydrolase activity, acting on ester bonds.